CCCGCCCCCGCCGCGCCUGGCCGAGGCGAGCGGAGCCGCGGGCGCUGCGGGCGGACAAGAUGGCGGCGCCGGGCGAGUACUUCAGCGUGGGCAGCCAGGUGUCCUGCCGCACCUGCCAGGAGCAGCGCCUCCAGGGCGAGGUCGUCGCCUUCGACUACCCCAGCAAGAUGCUGGCGCUCAAAUGCCCCUCUUCCAGUGGCAAGCCCAACCACGCAGACAUCCUGCUCGUAAACUUACAGUACGUGUCAGAAGUGGAAAUAAUCAACGACCGCACGGAAACGCCUCCCCCUUUAGCCUCCCUCAACGUCAGCAAGCUUGCCAACAAAGCGCGGACGGAGAAGGAGGAGAAGAUGAGCCAGGCGUAUGCAAUUAGUGCUGGUGUCUCUCUGGAGGGGCAGCAGCUCUUCCAGACUAUCCAUAAGACCAUUAAAGACUGUAAAUGGCAGGAGAAGAACAUAGUUGUGAUGGAAGAAGUCGUCAUUGCCCCUCCGUACCAGGUGGAAAACUGUAAAGGCAAAGAGGGAAGCGCCCUGAGCCACGUACGCAAAAUAGUGGAGAAACACUUCCGGGACGUGGAAAGCCAGAAGGUCCUGCAGCGUUCACAAGCACAGCAGACACAGAAGGACACGUCCCUGUCGUCCUGAGGCCACCUCGGGCUCGCCCUGUCCCCGCGUCCCCUCCCCGGAGGCGCCGCCGGGGGCACCUUCAACUUUUAUUUCCUUUUUUUUUUUUUUUUUUUUUUUUUUUUUUUUUUUUUUUGGGGAAUCUCAACCAAUUCCAAACUUUAGACUUUAAAACAAAUGAGAAAAGAGAAUAAUUUAAAGCUCCUCACGCAUUACUUGACUAACAGACUUUGUUUCUCCGCCAUGGUUUCUCCCUCCAGCCGGUCAGACUCCGUUAAUUUUAUUUUUUGGCGUUUUUUCUUUUCCUUUUCCUCCCACUUCCUGCCUCCCUCUUCCCCAAAAAACCCCCCAGAAAAUAAAGCUAACGAGCUGACUGUGGUGGCCAACCCGGGACCCUCGUGACCAGUGUGGUCUCGUUUUAAUUUUGUUUGCACAGGGCAAGGCUUGAAUUAGUCUUAUUUUUCUUAUCUUUAAAUAUAUAUAUGAAUAUAUAUUAAAAUGUUCUUUAAAUAUUUGUCUGCUUCUGGCAGGGUCGUGGCAAAAAAUCCCUCUAACCACCCCCCUGGGAGCAGCCAGAACCUGGAUUUGGGGUUUUCCCCCAUUUCCUUUAUGUUUUUAAUUUUUUUGCCCUUUUUCAUUUAAUUUUAAAUUGUGUUUUGAAAUUUUUAAAUUAUUUUUGCCACGAUCCACCCCCUCCCGUUUUCAUUUCCUUUCAUUGUUUUUUGGUUUUUUUUUGUUUUGUUUUAAAGAAAAAAAAAAAACAAA
This is a messenger RNA of Corvus hawaiiensis (hawaiian crow), 1388 nucleotides long. It is a transcript of the gene LSM12, whose product is annotated as LSM12 homolog. Gene Ontology annotation, molecular function: RNA binding. The transcript has 5 exons. NCBI's taxonomy places the organism in Eukaryota, Metazoa, Chordata, Aves, Passeriformes, Corvidae. The coding region runs from base 60 to 644 and encodes 194 amino acids. The record is from RefSeq and is a predicted model, not a curated record.